AGCAACCUUCGUGCAUCUCCAAAAGCAAGAACCACUCAAACACAAGCAAACUCCUCCAUGACGUCAGGCACCCGCGCCCGUGCAUAACCCCUUCCGUCCAGCUCAAGCACAUGGCUCGGACCAAAGGUACGUACCCAUCCAUCUACCCCCAAACCCACGCGCUACACCAUCUCGCUCCUAUUCCUCCCGCGUUUCCCCUUUCCGCCGGCCCUGGGGCGGAGCGGAGCGGGCCCCGGCGCUUGCACGUGCCAGCGCCGUUUAGCCAGUUGGGCAAAUCUCGCCUGCGCUCGCCUGCUUUUCGCCUGUGCUGCUAGCGCGGCUAGGCUAGGGAUUACGUGCAUAGAGCAUCGGGUCCACAGUAUGUAUGUACAUAACACACAUACAAACAAGGAGCGGAAUAGAGUGGGCCCUCUGGUGAUUAAUGCUUCUGGAAAGGGCAUCAACGAGGGUUCCCGGGGUCGGGUGGAGCCGGGUGCGCGUGUUCACAUGUUAG
This is a messenger RNA of Mytilinidion resinicola, 493 nucleotides long. RefSeq lists its product as uncharacterized. The transcript has a single exon. The record is from RefSeq and is a predicted model, not a curated record. The coding region runs from base 111 to 314 and encodes 67 amino acids. NCBI's taxonomy places the organism in Eukaryota, Fungi, Ascomycota, Dothideomycetes, Mytilinidiales, Mytilinidiaceae.